Messenger RNA from Acyrthosiphon pisum (pea aphid), 2633 nucleotides. RefSeq lists its product as uncharacterized. NCBI's taxonomy places the organism in Eukaryota, Metazoa, Arthropoda, Insecta, Hemiptera, Aphididae. The record is from RefSeq and is a predicted model, not a curated record. The coding region runs from base 455 to 2431 and encodes 658 amino acids. The transcript has 5 exons.
UCAUUAAUCGAUGUUUAAUAUUUAGUAAACCAAAAACGAAUAACCGUUUAAUUAGCCACUUGAAAUUGAAUGAUUUGAUAAAAAUAGUGAUGAUAAGUAAAAAGAUAAACAUAACAUUGACAAUACACUCAGUGGAUUCCCAGGAGCGACGAGUACGAGCGUUUAUAACUAAUAUUUAUGAAUACGGUUGUCAGUUUUGGAUCGCUAAGUUAAGGCUAACAGCAUUUCACUAAACGUUUUUUUUUUUUUUAAUAUAUUGAAAAAUCGAUUUUUUUUUAUAGAUUGAAUAACCGUGUUAUUAGACAAAUCAUAAAAUAAUAAAAAAAAUAAAUAUAGGUAUAUAUUAAAUUUUAUUAUAUUUUAUUUAAAUCUUAUAAUUUUUCCAAUAUAUAUAAAUAGUUAAAUUUAAUUGUUCCACUCGUGCUGUGGUAACUACUGUCUGCUGUGAGCUUCGAUGACACUCUCAAGAAAAGGGUUGCUCAGUGUUUCAGGAACAAUGCUCGAUACAACCAAGCACAUAUUUUUGAAACCAAACAUUUUCAUGCUAUGGAUGGUAUUCUUCACAUUAUUAUAUUGGACUUACUCAUAUUAUUCGUUGACUGCAUUUGAAGUGCCUCUUUUUGAACCACGUUCACUCAUCUUAGACCACGAUAAAUCUGGAUAUUUAAUUAAAACAUCAGGAUGUCAAAUUCCAGAAAUGUAUUUGAAUGGACCUAAAAUAGAUAAAUAUCUUAAUCCUAGCGUAGAACUAAAUUGUAAAACAAAAUGGAAUCUUACUCUCCCAUAUUUAAUAACCUCAAAUUUAACAUCUCUAAUAUUAAAUAUGACAGCAUGGGCUACUUUAAAUAUCAGUGAGGGUGAUACAAGUUUCGUAUGUUAUUACAUUCCAGUAGAAAGGUCAGUAAUUGACAACGACCAAGAUCCUAACACAUUUAAUGAUAAUGGUGUGAAACUUGGUGAAAAAGUAUAUUUUGUACACAAUACGACAGUUUCGAACGAAAUGGUUGAAGUAGUAUGCACAUUAAAUUCAAGUGUAGUUUACAAAUAUUUUCAUAUAUUCAUACGCCCAACUUCGUCAGUAAGGAACCGAAAAGACAAAGAUGUGAGUGUAUUACUUCUGGGUUUGGACUCAGUAUCUCGUAUGAACUUUCACCGUCAAAUGCCAAAAACUAGUGCGUUCCUAUCUGAAAUUGGCACUGUGGAAAUGAAGGGUUAUAAUAAAGUCGAGGAUAACACGUUUCCAAAUGUAGUUCCCGCAUUAACUGGAAUGUCAAUAGAAGAGUUGAAAAUAAAUUGUUGGCCUGAAAACGAUAAUUUUUUUGAUAAGUGUCAUUUUGUCUGGGAUGAUUAUAAAAAUGCUAAUUUUAGCACAAUUUUCGCAGAAGAUAGUACUAUCAUUGGAACUUUUAAUUAUUUUAAAUCUGGAUUUUUUAAACAACCCACCGACCAUUAUUUAAGACCUAUUUUGAAUCAUGCUGAAAACAGCAUAGGCCACACAUUGAUACUAAACACUUUAGGUUGUUAUGGUACUCGGUUGGCAAUGUCCAUGAUUCUUGAUUAUGCCUAUAAAAUUGCUUUAUCUAUGACUAAUCACUUAUAUAUGAGUGUAUUUUGGACGACGAGUCUAACGCACGAUUACGUAGAGUAUCCGAAAUUUGGUGACGAUGAUUUAAGGGACUUUUUUGAUGCGUUUAACAAGUCUGGUGAGCUCAAUAAAACGAUUGUCAUACUAAUGAGUGAUCACGGAAUCAGGUGGGGACGCUUUAGGGACACAUUCCAGGGUAGUUUGGAAGAUAAACUACCCAUGUUAAAUUUCAUCAUACCACAGUGGUUUCAAAAUAUGUAUCCCAGCGCAAUGGAGAAUUUGAAUAAAAACAUAAUUCGUCUAACAACACCAUAUGAUUUACACGAAACACUAUUAGAGUUUGUCGACAUGAAACAGCUCGAUGAUAAUUCAAUUGCAAAACGAACAAAAAUGAACGAAAAUAAAAGAGGCACAAGUUUAUUUCUUGAAAUUCCAGAAAAUAAAAAUUGCAAAACAGCUGGAAUACCAAAAAACUAUUGUGCGUGCCAAAAUGAGAGGCAGGACUUAACUGUAGAUAACGCAAGCGUUGUUAAAGCGGCCAAUGCCUUAAUGCAAUAUGUAAAUUUCGAGUUGUCGGCGUAUAAUACACUUUGCGCAAAUCUGACGCUGCACGAGAUCUAUAAAGCGUCAGUUGAAAUCGACAAUUAUUAUACUUCAGUGAAAGAUUACAUAAUACAAAUAAUUACAGUUCCUGGUUCUGCGAAAUUCGAAGCAACGUUAAGACAUCAUAACGAUAACUUUGAAAUGAUGGGUUCAGUUAGUAGAUUAAAUUUAUAUGGCAAUCAGAGUGUUUGUAUGGAUGACGCUAAAAUGAAGUUAUUGUGUUAUUGUAUAGAUAAAAAUUAAACUAAAAAACACAUAGGUACUAGUAAAUCGUAAUGUCCCAAACUCAUAUCAUUAUGUCAAUGUAUUAUUGUAUUAAUGUGAUUAUUUUAUUGAUCAGUACUCGACGGAUAGAACUAUGUACGUCGCAAUAAUUACUAUUGGCUUAUAAUGAGGGACAAAAAAAAAAAAAAAUGUUUUUGUAAUGGAGUUUAAUUUGUUUUGU